This is a messenger RNA of Balaenoptera ricei (Rice's whale), 2172 nucleotides long. RefSeq names its product Ras association domain family member 10 (gene RASSF10). Gene Ontology annotation, biological process: signal transduction. Bases 227 to 1735 code for a protein of 502 amino acids. NCBI's taxonomy places the organism in Eukaryota, Metazoa, Chordata, Mammalia, Artiodactyla, Balaenopteridae. The transcript has a single exon. The record is from RefSeq and is a predicted model, not a curated record.
GCCAGAGCGGCGGGAGCCCGAGCCCGCGCGUGCUGCUCCGGGAGCGUGCCGUCCAGGCCGAGCACGGCUGCAGCUUCCCUUCUGUGCGCAGCUGGGAGAAGGGCCGGUGCCGACGGGGACGAGGGUCCCGAGCUCCAAUCCCUAUUCAAGAGCUGCCGGGCUGCCCGCUGCCCCUGCCGCCCCAGUGGGGCUCGGCCCCACCCGCCACCUGCGUCCCGGUUGAGCCAUGGAUCCUUCUGAGAAGACGAUAUCGGUGUGGAUCUGCCAGGAGGAGAAACUGGUGUCCGGUCUCUCCCGUCGCACCACUUGCUCGGACAUAGUGCGGGUGCUCUUGGAGGAUGGCUGCCAGCGGCGACGCCGGCAGAGGCGAGGCCGGCGGCGGGGCAUAGCUGGCGACCCGCCAGGCCCAGGAGAGCUGCCGGAACCCCUGGACGAGGACGACGAGGACGACGACGACGAGGCGCUGCCCCAGGGCAUGUUGUGCGGGCCCCCGCAGUGCUAUUGCAUUGUGGAGAAGUGGCGGGGCUUUGAGCGCAUCCUACCCAACAAGACGCGCAUCUUGCGACUCUGGGACGCCUGGGGCGACGAGCGAGAGAACGUACGCUUCGUGCUGGUGCGUAGCGAGGCGUCGCUGCCCAACGCGGGACCCCGCAGUGCCGAGGCGCGCGUUGUGCUCAGUCGCGAGCGCACCUGCUCCGCCCGGGGCGUCCCGGCGCGGCCCAGCCUGGCCCUGACCCAGGAGAAGCAGCGACGGGUGGUGCGAAAGGCCUUCCGCAAGCUGGCCAAGCUCAACCGGCGGCGCCAGCAGCAGCCGUCGUCGCCUUGCUCGUCCACUUCGUCGUCCACAGCCUCGUCCUGCUCGUCGUCGCCGCGGGCCGCCGAGAGCGCGUCGGUUGAGCGCAUGGAGACGCUGGUGCAUCUGGUGCUCUCCCAGGACCACACUAUCCGUCAGCAGGUGCAGCGGCUCCGGGAGCUGGACCGAGAGAUUGAUCGCUACGAGGCCAAGGUGCAUCUGGACCGCAUGCGGCGGCACGGAGUGAACUACGUGCAGGACACCUACUUGGUGGGCGCAGGCAUCGAGCUCGACGGGCGUGGCCUGGGAGAGGAGCCGGCGGCGGCGGCGGCGACGACGCCGGGCGUGGACGGCGAGGCUCAGGCGGUCGAGCUGGAGGAGCUGGCCCGGCGCUGCGACGACCUGCUGCGGUUGCAGGAGCAGCGGGCCCAACAGGAGGAGUUGCUCGAGCGCCUCUCAGCCGAAAUCCAGGAGGAACUGAACCAGAGGUGGAUGCGGAGGCGCCAGGAGGAGCUCGCAGCGCGGGAGGAGCCCCCGGAGGCUGAUGGCGGCCUCGACGGUGAGCUGCUGCUGGAGCGGGAGCGGGUUAGGACGCAGCUCAGCACCAGCCUCUACAUCGGGCUCCGGCUCAACACGGACCUUGAGGCCGUCAAGUCGGACUUAGAUUACAGCCAGCAGCAGUGGGACAGCAAGGAGCGCGAGCUACAGGGCCUUCUCCAGACUUUGCACUCGUUGGAGCUGACGGUAGCUCCCGAUGGGACUCCGGUCUCGAGCGGUCCCUCGCAGGAACCCCGGCCUCAGGCCUGCGCCGAGGUGUGGGUGGACCAGGCCCGCGGACUGGCCAAGAGCUGUCCUGGUAACGACGAGGACUCGGACACCGGGCUGAGCUCUAUGCACAGCCAGGACUCGGACUCGGUGCCUGUGUGCGAAUCCCUUGUGUAGGAGGAGCAGAGCGGGAGAGGGAGACGGUCGAUUCUCCCUUCUUUGUAGAAAGCACCGGCUUGACCGGCUCAGGGACUUGAAACCAGGCGGGGAGUGGGCCCGGACCUUCUGCCGGGCAGCAGCGCUCUGACUGGGCGGGGGAGGGCAGGGGACGCCUGCUCGGCAGCGGCGCUUCUCUGGCCUUGGAGUGAAUGUGGAGGAUGAUACCAGACGAGGAAGCCAGGUCUCCAUUACAAGCUCUUUCAGGGGAAGAAAGGAGGGAGGAGGUGAGAACCCCCUUAUGUUGGAAAACAAAUGCUCCAGGAAAUUGCCGUGGGCCGAGCCCAUUUUCCAAAAAAAAAAAAAAAGUAUUAUGGAGAUUUCACCAAUCUUUUGUAUGGGAAGGACUGAUGGCAGCUAGAACUUUAGUUUGUGGUAUAAAGUGCUUUUUAAAGAAA